This is a messenger RNA of Thrips palmi, 1223 nucleotides long. RefSeq names its product putative tRNA (cytidine(32)/guanosine(34)-2'-O)-methyltransferase. Gene Ontology annotation, biological process: tRNA methylation; cytoplasmic translation. The record is from RefSeq and is a predicted model, not a curated record. The coding region runs from base 98 to 1048 and encodes 316 amino acids. The transcript has 6 exons. Gene Ontology annotation, molecular function: tRNA methyltransferase activity. Gene Ontology annotation, cellular component: cytoplasm. NCBI's taxonomy places the organism in Eukaryota, Metazoa, Arthropoda, Insecta, Thysanoptera, Thripidae.
AUAUCAAUAUAUGUAGAUUUAAGACUUGCACGUUAAGCAGAAGACGUCAACAGUUUACGGCAACUUACUGCUUGAUACAACCGCAUUAAUUUUGACCAUGGGAAAGACAUCAAAGGACAAGCGUGAUGUUUACUAUAGAUUAGCGAAGGAGGAAGGAUGGAGAGCUAGGAGUGCGUUUAAACUGAUGCAAAUAGAUGACGAAUUCAAACUUCUGGAAGGUGUCAAGAAUGUUGUCGACUUAUGUGCAGCCCCAGGAAGCUGGAGUCAAGUUCUUGCAAAGCGUCUUCUGAAAGAUGGGAGUGACAACGCCAAAAUUGUUGCUGUAGACCUCCAAGCAAUGGCCCCUUUAAAAGGAGUCAUUCAAUUACAGGGCGAUAUAACUCAGGUAUCAACUGCGAACGCCAUCAUAGAUCAUUUUAAAGGAGAGUCGGCUGACCUUGUCAUUUGUGAUGGAGCCCCAGAUGUUACUGGUCUUCAUGAAAUGGAUGAAUAUAUUCAGGCACAGCUUCUUCUAGCAGCUCUGAAUAUAACCACACACAUUUUAAAGCCAGGUGGUUCAUUUUUAGCUAAAAUAUUUAGGGGAAAAGAUAUUACUCUUCUAUACUCCCAGUUAAAAAUAUUCUUCCCAAUCGUUACCGUGACAAAACCUCUUAGCAGCAGGAACUCGAGUAUUGAAUCAUUUGUUGUUUGUCAAAAUUAUUCGCCACCUGCCGAUUAUAUUCCAAACAUGAGCAAUCCCCUGCUUGAUCACAAGUACACUGACUGGAACCAACUAACUGGGUCCAACCGAGUAAUUGUACCCUUCCUUGCAUGUGGUGACCUUAGUGCCUAUGACUCAGAUACAAAUUACCCUUUGGAGUUGGAGGGCCGUCAACCUUAUCAGUACCGUCCUCCUGUGCAAUCACCGAUCAGCCCACCAUAUGAGGAGUCAGUUCAACUGAAGAAAAGCAAAGGUUUAGGGAAAUGUGUGGACCCUGCUUCAUCCUCUGAUGAAAUUAUCAAGUCAGCUGAGGAAACUGUAAAUAAAUUGAACCUCAAUUCAGAGUGACCAAUGAAAGUCAGAAAUAAGAUAAUAAAUUGGGAAUUAUUUUUAAUUAUGUGUCAAUGGUCUCUGCGGUGUUUCGUUUAACUAAACCAUGAGUUUUAAUGAGAACAGAUUUGUACCUUCUUGGUGUAUGUAACCCUUAGUGUAAAUAAAUCAACAACACCUGUUUUUUUUAACA